AUGAAAGUGUUGAGCAUCCUUCCCUCCUUCACUGCGAUGCAUCUUCCAUCUGACAGUGCACAGUACCCCACCACGGUUUGUGCGAGACUGGAUGGUCUCAGGGCAGAGCUGGAGGAGGUGGGUGGUGUGUGGCAGCUGAAAGCCUUGGACCGCAAGAACACCCCUCUCAACGUGCUCCAGCGUCUCCCCGAAAAGAGGGACUCUACAGGGGUAAAAUGA
Messenger RNA from Knipowitschia caucasica, 219 nucleotides. Lineage: Eukaryota; Metazoa; Chordata; Actinopteri; Gobiiformes; Gobiidae. The record is from the annotation of a GenBank genome assembly.